AGUCAAGAAGUCAAUCGAGUGAAAGAAUUGAAAUAUUUUUAAUUAAGACAAACGGUCGUUUGUUAUUUUGUACGAUAAUAAAAUGGACGUGUAAAUAAUUUGAAUGUUUGACACUUUCUCUUAAUUGUAAUUAAAGUGAUUGUAACCAAACUUGGAACGAAACGAAAUAUAAAAACCAAGAAAUCAAAGAGAAAAAAUACAAGUUUUUAGAAGAUGUCUCAAACAUGGGACAUUUUGCCACUACUUCCACUGAGGUGUGUGCUGGAUUACCUGAGCAUGGAGGAUGCCUUGGCAGCAAUGUCCACAUGUAGGCAUUGGAGGGAUGCUGUUUUAUUAUAUGAAGGAUAUAAGGAAACUGUAAAGCUAAACACAGGGAAUUUAGAAAAGAAUUUGUUUUUAACGCGCAUGUUCAGAAGAAACGCUAGGAAACUACAUAUAGUCAUCGAGAAUGAAGUGGAUUUAGACAAAUUCGUCAGCUUCGUGUUACCACAAUAUUUCGAUUCUGUGAAAUUAACGGAACUAACGUUCGUCGGGCCCAGUUACGUGCGUGUGAACAAAAUGCCCAUUGUAAAAUUGAAAAGGAUAAUAACCGAGAGUCUUAUAUUGAAACACGCGCAUAGUUUACAGAGCUUAUCGAUAUUAGGUUGUGAAAUGGGCCUCGCCAAAAAUGACAACGAGAGGUAUCAUAAUAAACAAGUGGAGUAUUUUUCGAGGUCUCUAUCAUUCAACACCGUCCCGUGUCCCGAGGACUCGGUCCUGUCCAGUAGGAACGUCAAUCUGAUGAUGUUCUCAUCGUUGCAGCAUAUCAUAUUAGAUUACGAGCAGGUGAACAAUCCGUCGUUGGAGACGCUCUCGAACCUGUCCAACUUCAAUAUGCUGUCGCUGAACGUGAUGUACAAGAGGAACAUGAGGCUGAAGCGUCUGGACUGGCACCGAAUCAACAGGGUCUUCGAUAAUAGAUUGAAUGUUGCCGUCAAUAUUGUGAGUACUUUUUUUUUUAAACUAUUAUUUAUUUGUAAAUCAAGUUUCAUUGAAUCUAGCCAGCGAUGUUCGGUUAACGUUGUCCAAACCUCCGUACAGCUUCACACGCCGUUCCUGCAUCAUGUCGUCGAUAAAUUCCACCUGACGCUGCGGGAGCUCGUGUGGGUGGACUGCCCGAAUGACUCAAACGAUAAGUACGAGCGCCUCAUCAGUUCCACGCACAACAUUAUUGCGGAGGACUCGAUAAAUGUGAAUCCUUUCGUAUUGCUCUGCUGGCAAUGUGAACGAUUGCAGAGACUCGUUAUUCAUGGGUACUGGAUCUGGCAGUAUGACGUCAUCGGCUUCGUGCGGCUUCGCAAGUCGCUCCGGCAGCUGGACGUGUCGGCGGUGCACCGGCGCCGGGGCCGCGCCGCCGCCGGCCCGCCGCGCGUGCUGCUCGCCGACGUGGCCGACAUCACCUCGCCCAGAGCAGUGCAGGCCUCCCGUAUCCCGGAGUUGAAGUGGCGGCCGACGCCGUGGGGGGCGCUGCACCCGGCGCUGCGCUCCCGCUCGCGCGCCAAGCAGCGCCUCGACUACAUCCGCCGCGAGCUGGCGCGCCCCACCGCCUGCAGGUACAGAAAGGAUCGAGUUGACCAAAGUUAAGUGUUUUUGCUUGGAUACCUUCAAACUUAUAUUUUUGUUAUUAUUGAUUUAUUGUCAAUUUAAGUAAUCUUGAUCAAAUCAAAUAUUUGAAUUGAUUUCAUGUUUAAAAUAAAUAUUGGAAAUAGAAUUGAAUGUGGUUAAUAGUAUAAUUGAAUGGUAUUGAUAAUAAAAGUAACUUAGUCUGUGACUGUCAGAAACUGACCGAAAAAAAGUAUUAAUACAAAGUUAUCAUUUUUUAUGAAGCUUUAAAGAAUAUUUGACAGGGUUUGAUAAAAAUGGCGGCCGCUACCAAUAUCACCGUUGUAAGGUUACCGAUUUUAGCUUUAAUCGUUUUUUCUUGUUUGGAAAUAAUGUAUUUGUUACUGUUUUGGAUCGAAGGUAGACGACUGUCACUGUGUCGUUUUUGUAUGACCACAUUCAGUUCUAAUGUUCAUUUAAACAGAUAUCUGACGUGAAACGUUUUUUUACACAAACACGAACUAUAGUGUGUUCUUUGACUUUGCUAAUCGAAAAUCUAAAAGAAUUAAGAGUAAAUUUGUUUUUAUGUCUCUGAAACAGAUUCUAGUAAUAGUGCAAGACAUGGAAAUAGCAGUAAUUGUAAUUUAAAGAAAUAAGAUAAUAUGCAAUUUUUUUAUAUGCAAAGCAUAUCGACGCUUGAAAG
Bombyx mandarina (wild silkworm) is the source of this 2284-nucleotide messenger RNA. RefSeq lists its product as uncharacterized. Gene Ontology annotation, biological process: positive regulation of protein ubiquitination. The record is from RefSeq and is a predicted model, not a curated record. Gene Ontology annotation, molecular function: protein binding. NCBI's taxonomy places the organism in Eukaryota, Metazoa, Arthropoda, Insecta, Lepidoptera, Bombycidae.